CACUUCUGGUAACCUUUUGUACUCUGUUUUUUAAUGAUUCCAAAGACACUGUCCUACUCCUGCCUUAUCAUCAACAAAAUGUACUCAGAAUUCGUCAGAGGAACAAUGAAAAACAUCCUCCUGACUUUCAAAGCAACUCUGACUCCAUGGAAAGCAAAGAUCCAGAUCCAAUAGACUACCUGACAGUGGUAACUGGUAUAUCAUCAAAUCAUUACAGUGAAUCCCUGGAUAUGAUUGGAACUGUGCACUAUUAUCUACCAAACUCAGAUCUACUGAUUUAUGAUCUUGGCCUCAAGCAUUAUCAAGUAAAAGUACUACAAAAGCUAAGGAACACAUAUGUCAUACUGUACAAUUAUUCACGUUAUCCUCAAUAUGAUAACAACGUGCCUGUUUUUAUGGGUUGCUAUACUUGGAAAGUUCACAUACUCCACGAAAUAAAAAGAGAGCACCAAGAACUACGCAGUAAAUGGAACAGUAGAUCCAACCAACUGUUUUUAUGGCUAGAUGCAAGUUCACGGAUUGUAAAGCCAAUGGACUCUUGCAUAAAGACUCUGAAAUCAUUUCCAUUGGUGUCCAGAGCAAAGCACUUACCAGAACACAACAUAGUAGCAUUUGCAAAGGACAGCACAUUAAGGUAUCUUAACAUAACAAGAGAAAGCAUGAGAGGUGUCCCAGGUUUAACAGCCAAUAUUCUGUUAUUGAACAAAAGUAACCCCAUAGCUCAGUUCCUUUUGGAGAAAUGGGUAGAUUGUGCAUUCCAUCGUGAAUGUAUCUGUGGUGAUGGUUUGCCGCCUUAUUUAUGUGGAUUGAUUGGAGGAAUACCAAAAGGAACAGUGGAAUAUAACGGCUGCCAUCGCUAUGACCAGACAGCAUUAAGUCUUCUGGUUGCUAAGUAUUUUGGUAAAAGCCAAGAAGUUACUUCGGAAGACUGCUCUAGCACUUUUCAUGUAGAGAGAAGACCGACAAUGAAUUGGAGACGAUACAUUACAUUAAAGAAACAUUAAAUGCAACACAGUUUAGAUCUACAUUCAAAAAAUUACCAGCAUAGUCUAGCACCACUACAAUCAACUUGUACACUAAUUAGGUUAAAUCAAUCAUAGGCCUCGCCUUCUAUAGACUGAUUAUGAAAUCAUGGCAGCCUUUACUCCCUGCACUUGUACUUUCCUUCAUUGUGCUGGUCAUUACGUUUCUUUAUCUUUAUGACUUCAAUGAAACUGUUCUCCUACUCCCUUACCACAAGAACAACUCACUAGCCAUCAGAAAGCUAAGAACUAGAGCUACUUCUGAUAGCCAACCAACGCCCACAGUAAUCACUGCCCUGGCAUCAAAUCAUUACAGUGAAUCCCUGGAUAUGAUUGGAACUGUGCACUAUUAUCUACCAAACUCAGAUCUGCUGAUUUAUGAUCUUGGUCUCAAGUAUCAUCAAGUAAAAGUACUACAAAAGCUAAGGAACACAUAUGUCAUACCGUACAAUUAUUCACGUUAUCAACAAUACAGUCAAGCAAGGAGAUAUUAUAGAUGUUAUUCAUGGAAAAUACACGUUAUUAAUGAAGUCCUCAGCUUCUCUUCUCAUUCGCAGCAAUUAUUCCUGUGGCUUGAUGCUAGCAUUAGGAUCGUAAAACCAGUAGAUCCUUGCAUAAAGAAACUCAAAUCCUUUCCACUUGUUGCUGGUGAAAAACACAUACCAGGCCACAAUAUGAUAGCAUUUGCAAAAGACAGCACUGUGAAGUAUCUUGAUAUUAAAAGAGAGAGCAUGAGAGGGAUGGUCGGUUUUUGUAGUGGAAUAUUAUUCUUUAACAGAAGCAGCCCAAUUAUUCAGCUCCUCUUAAGAAAAUGGGUCGACUGUGCAAUGCACCAACAAUGUAUCUGUGGUGAUGGUCCUUCACCAGUUGGCUGUGUAUGGGAGGACAAAGGAGGAUGGAUUGCUUAUAAUGGCUGUCAUAGGUUUGAUCAGGUCACACUCAACAUUUUGGUUGCUAAAUAUUUUGAUCAGUACAAAUACUCAAUUACAUCAUGGGACUGUUCUGAAUCUUUUCAUAUUCAAAGAAGACCAACAAUGAAUUGGAGACGCUACAUUGCACUGAAGAAUGACUACAGAUAAUAAUAAAGUAUUAUAGAACGUAUUGUUUUCUUGUGGCCAUGCAGUGGUUGUGCAGUAAAUUUAAUACAAUUACUGUACAGUUAUGUGAAAUAUAUAACUUGGUUUGCAGAGUGAUUUUGACAGCAUCUUCAUAUAUAGUUACUUUGAUCUUGCA
Amphimedon queenslandica is the source of this 2255-nucleotide messenger RNA. RefSeq lists its product as uncharacterized. Lineage: Eukaryota; Metazoa; Porifera; Demospongiae; Haplosclerida; Niphatidae. The coding region runs from base 1124 to 2101 and encodes 325 amino acids. The transcript has a single exon. The record is from RefSeq and is a predicted model, not a curated record.